GGACAGCACGGCGACCCACGCCGGCGUGCUCGCUCGCUUCCGGGUUACCCAAGCAGUGAGGACAAGGCAUUGGAUUCGGAGCAACAAUAUCCUAGGCCUGGCAGCCUGCCUGCUUGCUUGCUUCUGCGCCACUUUACUCUGCUUCUCUAGUCUGUACUCCAUCCUAGUCUGUACUCCAUCCUACCUACCGGAAUGUACCCAAAGUGGCAGUAGCUCCAGGACGCAGCAGCUGAACGAGGCCAGGACGCAGGACAACAGCUGAGCACACGCCCGGUGAGCCUGCAGAAGCAGUUGCUGCCUUGCCUUGCUGGGUUGAGCCCGGCCGUGUCUGUUUCCAUUCCAGUUCGGGCUCGCGUUGUCACUCGGAGGCUUGCAGGGCAGGAUCACAGGAGCGUGGGUUGACGACGAUCUCCAUUCUCCGAGGUGAAAUCUUUGCCCCAGCCAUGGUUUCCGUGCAAGCAAUCCGGUAGCCCGUCGCCGCCGUUCGAGUCGGCACUGCGUUUCUUGACGUUGGCAGGUUCUUCCGAGGAAUCGGAUGUGAAGCUGAAGCCGCCGGCCUCGAGCGAGGAGGGGAUGGAGGGAUCGAGGCCGAGGAGGGGCUCGCAGGCGAGGGUCCGCACCGUGCCGAUCGCCGUCACGCCGGAGGGCUUCUGGUGCUGCCCGUCCCCGGCGGCGCUGCACAAGAGCCUCAAGAACCCGCACCACCACCACGCCGGCGGCGGCGGCAACAAGCUGGCGCCGCAGCAGCAGAAGACCCCAUCGGCCCCUCCGUCCAAGGCGCCAUCAGUCCAGACCGCGCCGUCCGUGACCGACGAGCCACCGGCGCCCGUCGACGAGCCGCGGCGGCAGGACCAACCGGCCGCCGAGGCGCCGGCGCCGGCGGGUGGGCAGCAGGAGCCGCAGCACAAGAUCUGCGUCGGGUUCGGGCGGCCGGAGACCAGCGACCUGACGGUGAUGCUGUACGGGAAGGAGGGGAUCGCCGUCAGGAUGGGCGUGCACAGGGACGUCCUCUGCCGGAGCAGCGCCUUCUUCGCGGCGCGGCUCGCCGGCGGCCACGGCCCGCCGGCGCCGUGCGUGGAGAUCCACGACUGCGACGACGCGGAGAUCUACGUCGAGACCGUCGGCCUCAUGUACUGCGACGAGGCCAAGCACCGGCUGCUCAAGCAGAGCGUCCCCCGCGUCCUCCGCAUCAUGAAGGUUGCCGAGGUGCUUGGCUUCCAUGGAUGCGUCAAGUCAUGCCUGGAGUACUUGGAAGCCGUCCCUUGGGUCGGCGAGGAAGAAGACAACGUCGUCGCAUCGAUACGGCGUCUUCAGAGCAAGGAUUACGGAGUUACCCCGCUGCUAAGGAGGAUUUCAUCUGAGAAUCUGAACUCACCGGGUGACACAUUGGCAAACAUAAUGGAGAUGGUACUGACGAGCACCGAUGAUCGGGGGCGUCGGGAAAUGAAAGCCUUGGUUCUGAAUCUUCUCAAGGACAGCAGCCAUUGCACUGACGGAUCUUCGGACAUCUGUUCUGAAACAUUGUACAGUUCAUGCCGAGGUUGCUUGGACAGGCUCCAUCGACUGUUUACAGAAGCAUCUGAAGAGGAUUACUCAGUGAAUGUGACGCGGCGGAUCACCCUGGAGACUGAUAAUCUCCUAUGGCUGGUGGAGAUUCUUGUCACCCAGCGAAUCUGCGACGGCUUUGUGGCGAUGUGGUCGAGCCAAACAGAGCUUGCUGAAUUACAUCCAAAAUUGCCGGCAGCAUCUCGGUACACCGUGAGCUGCAUCACGGCGAGGCUGUUCGUCGGCAUUGGGAGAGGGGAGAUGCUUCCAUCCAAGAACACCCGUCUCAGUCUCCUGCAGGUGUGGCUGCAACCGCUGAUCGACGACUACUCGUGGCUGCAAUGCAGCUGCCGGUCGUUUGACAGGAAGCUCGUCGAGGACGGGAUCGGGCAGACGAUCCUGACGCUUCCAUUGGAGGACCAAAGGUCUAUGCUGCUGUCAUGGUUUGGGAGAUUCUUGAAGUUGGGGGAUAGCUGCCCGAAUCUACAGAGGGCGUUUGAAGUGUGGUGGCGAAGAACUUUCGUCAGGCCAUAUGUUAAUGAGGCUGAGGCAGGUAAUGUUUUAGCAUCAGAUAGGAGUUCAACUUGAAGUGGUAGGGGUGUUAAAUUUAGCUGACCAUAGAAUCUCUGUAUCCUGAGGGUAUUGUCUUGGUUGGUCAAUCUGAGAUGAGGCUGGUAAGAACUUGGGUGUUCUAUUUCCUCGUGUAAAGGUGUUGUGGUGGUACAGAUUUGUGCAACACUAAGUGUUUAACUAGUGUGUAAAAUCAGAGGGUUUUUCCCUAUUUAUGAGAAGAAAAUCACCAUCAAUGAAUCCCCUCAUUGUAUC
Panicum virgatum (switchgrass) is the source of this 2370-nucleotide messenger RNA. RefSeq names its product BTB/POZ domain-containing protein At3g50780-like. The coding region runs from base 574 to 2133 and encodes 519 amino acids. The transcript is spliced from 3 exons. The record is from RefSeq and is a predicted model, not a curated record. NCBI's taxonomy places the organism in Eukaryota, Viridiplantae, Streptophyta, Magnoliopsida, Poales, Poaceae.